ACGUUACAGAUCAUAUUUUAACAUAAACGUAUUGCUUGUCUAAUGGUAUUUGACUGGAAUAUGAGAACUGGAGGAGUAGGCCAUUCAGCCAUUGCAGUCUAAUUUGUUCUUGUAUCAUGAUUAACUUUAAAUGGGUCGAUGAAUUUUCACCAACGCUCCAGCCAUUAGUGCCGAGCCAUUGCCCUGCAGUCCAGUCCAGUCCUGUAUUGGCCAAAAUAAAGGAGGCACCUUCCGAGCCUGAUCCCGGUGCUGCUGCAGUGGGUUGGCUGACGUCACGGCGAUUUCCCGGCAGCCCCAGUACCUAGUGGACUGGACAAUGUCACUGCAGCGCUUCCAUGCUGAAUGGCAGGAGUUGGACAAAGAAUUCAAACAACUGCAGGAAACUCACAAAGUGUAUAGACACAAACUUGAUGAACUUACUAAUCUUCAGACUCUAUGUACCAACUCUGUAAGUAAACAAAAACGAAGACUAAAAGACCUUGCCUGCAGUCUCCGAAGGUGUAAACUUUCAGCUAAUGCAGAAGAAAUUGAAGUAAUUCAGAGAAUUAAUAAUGAUAUCAAAGAGCGACGCAAUGUUUUCUUUGAUAUGGAAGCAUUUUUACCUAAGAAAAAUGGGCUGUACUUAAACCUGGUGCUUGGAAAUGUGAAUGUAACUCUUUUCAGCAAGCAGGCUAAAUUUGCUUACAAAGAUGAAUAUGAAAAGUUCAAACUUUAUCUGACGAUCAUCUUAUUGCUUGGUGCAAUAUCUUGCAUGUUUCUGCUGAAUAGGGUAAUUGAUGAAAUAUUUAACUUCCUGUUAGUCUGGUAUUACUGCACCUUAACAAUAAGGGAGAGUGUUCUUAUCAGCAAUGGAUCAAGGAUCAAGGGAUGGUGGGUGUCUCAUCAUUAUGUUUCUACGUUUCUCUCUGGGGUAAUGUUAACAUGGCCUAAUGGGUUAAUGUAUCAAAUGUUUCGCAGUCAAUUUCUAGCAUUUUCCAUUUAUCAGAGUUGUGUGCAGUUCUUGCAGUAUUAUUACCAAAGUGGCUGUCUUUAUAGAUUGCGGGCAUUGGGAGAAAGGGAUCACAUGGAUCUUACAGUAGAAGGAUUUCAGUCAUGGAUGUGGAGAGGUUUGACUUUUCUCCUUCCAUUUCUUUUCUUUGGCCAUUUUUGGCAAUUAUACAAUUCACUCACACUUUUUGGGCUUUCACAACACGAGCGAUGCAAAGAAUGGCAAGUUUUUGUCUUGGCUCUCACAUUCCUGGUGCUAUUUCUUGGGAACUUCCUUACCACUCUUAAAGUUGUUCAUCAAAAAUUUCAGAAGAACAAAGAUAAAUUGAAAAAGCUGUGAAUGUCUGAAUCCUGCUGAUUAAACAACAUUGCUGGGGAAGGUGGCAAUAUAUUCCAAUUCCCUUGCGUUUGCUGCUGGAUUUGAGUCUGAACACUUGCACAUCAGUGAGGCAGGAUUUAUAACUGUCACACAACUAUUUACAAGAAUCCUGAUGGUAGCUGUAUUCUCUAUUCAUUAUGAGGGAAAUUGACUAAGUGAAGUUAUUAUACUUUUAAGAUCCAUACAUUAGUCUGGAUCAUUAUCCUUUAGCUUGUUGUAUUUCAUUUCAGUGUUAUAUUUUUUCACUACCAUGAGAUGUUACUGUCUAAAUGUGAUUUAUACUGUCAUGGAGCACUUGGGGGCAAAAUGGGGUAUUGGUGUGAAAUGAAUGUCAUCUCUGAGAUAUUUGGCUAAACCUUUAUCAUGAUUUGACUUGUUAGGAAGUUUAUUGACUGUCAGGAGAUAUUACAAUUUUGAUUGGAGAAUAACAUUAGUCUUAAUUGGCCAAUACAAAGGGUUAUUACCCACGUGAAAUUUUGAUACUUCAUUGUUUAAAUUACUAAGUAUAAAAUUCACAUUAUGCAUGCAUGUUCUGUGUUCAGCCCUUGUGGAUGUAAUGUUAAUAUUAAGUAAAUGUAUAUUGCAAUUUGGAUCAUAUAUCAAAUUACUUAAUUGUCUUGCUGUGUGGAUAAUAUUACUUUUUAAAAACCAUUCCUUCAUUUGUCCCUUUUUAGUUUGUCUUUCCCUUGGAUUCUGCUUUAAGGCUGUUAAUUUCUAAACAAGCAGUCCUACUUUCAAACAAACUACCUCCUUUUUCAGAUGUCUAUUAGUGCCACACUUAAUAUAGUUGGAGGUAUUUAGAGUGACUCAGGGUAACUGAUUGUUUUUUUUAAAGAAGAUUGUCUCUCUACAAUUGGCAAAGUGCCUGGAAUUGAUGUAAUGCCAACUGUUGACGAAGGAACUCUGAAGGAAUUAACAUUUGGAAUUGUGAAUGUUAGUUUUUCUUUUGCACACAGUCCAAGGGAAUUUUUUCUUCCUUAUAGAAUAAACCAUCUAAAAUAGU
This is a messenger RNA of Pristis pectinata (smalltooth sawfish), 2369 nucleotides long. RefSeq names its product transmembrane protein 120B (gene tmem120b). Gene Ontology annotation, biological process: fat cell differentiation. Bases 317 to 1327 code for a protein of 336 amino acids. The record is from RefSeq and is a predicted model, not a curated record. Gene Ontology annotation, cellular component: membrane. The transcript is spliced from 12 exons. Lineage: Eukaryota; Metazoa; Chordata; Chondrichthyes; Rhinopristiformes; Pristidae.